Molecule: messenger RNA, 1344 nt
Organism: Vanessa tameamea
Lineage: Eukaryota; Metazoa; Arthropoda; Insecta; Lepidoptera; Nymphalidae
Gene: Syx5
Product: syntaxin-5
Exons: 3
Coding region: 259-1326 (355 amino acids)
Biological process (GO): intracellular protein transport; vesicle fusion; endoplasmic reticulum to Golgi vesicle-mediated transport
Cellular component (GO): Golgi membrane; endomembrane system; SNARE complex
Molecular function (GO): SNAP receptor activity; SNARE binding
Source: RefSeq, a predicted model, not a curated record
AGCAAGACAAGUAGCAACUAUAAAUUUUUCAUUCAAGGCGGAAUGACGGAGUCUAUUAAUUCUAGAUAAUUAUAUUAAUUCUUUCAAGAAGUUACAUUUUAAAGUGACAGUGAAAAUUUUCAUAUUUUAGUGCUCAUACUUAGUAAAUAUAUUCUUGUAUAAUGUGAGCUCGUGAAAUUUGUAAAAAAUCAUAUUUUAAAGUAAUAGAAACAAAAAUACUACUAUACUAUUACUUUCUUGUUGCUAGUUUAGAAUGCAAUGCUCCCUCGCCGUCGAAACGUUGGUGUGUCUGACAGGACGAAUUUGUUACAAGAAGAGGUAAUACCGUACAACAAAUUAAAUAAAAACGGAUCUGUUAUUCAGCAGCCGCAUCCACCUAAUUUGGAACAAAAUUUACAAAGAGGUUUUACCGAAACUGAAAUUGCAUUUGAUUUCUUGGAAGAAUUUGUAUUUGAACCUGUAAUGGCAGCCAGAGAUAGGACUCAGGAGUUUGCAUCAACAGUCCGAAGCCUUCAAGGAAGAACUUUGGCUAGACCGAUAGUUAAAGAUGAACGCAAAGCAGCUGUUCUCGCCACAUAUUCACAAUUCAUGAGUAUGGCAAAAGUAAUAAGUAAAAACAUAACUAGUACUUAUGCCAAACUUGAAAAACUUGCAAUGUUGGCAAAAAAGAAGUCUUUGUUUGAUGAUCGACCAAUGGAAAUAUAUGAGCUAACAUAUAUUAUUAAAGGUGAUUUAAGUUCACUCAAUCAGCAGAUUGCUAGGUUGGAUGAAAUGCCGAGAGGUCGAAAAAGUAUGUAUAAUCAUUCAUCCAGUGUUGUGAUAGCCCUACAGUCCAGGCUUGCCUCUAUGAGCAAUCAGUUUAAACAGGUCUUGGAAGUUAGAUCAGAAAAUCUAAAGCAUCAAAAUAAUAGACGUGAACAAUUUUCAAGCUCAGCACCACUUGUCAAAGAAACACCAUCUUUAUUGCAACCUGAUGAAGUCAGUAUAGAUUUAGGAGAAACAUCGAGCUUACAAACACAACAAUUAGCAUUAAGAGAUGAUACUGACUCGUAUGUGCAGCAGAGGGCAGAAACUAUGCACAAUAUUGAGAGCACAAUUGUAGAAUUAGGAGGUAUCUUUCAACAAUUGGCUCACAUGGUCAAAGAACAGGAUGAAGCUAUUGGCAGAAUUGAUGCAAACAUUCAUGAUGCUGAAAUGAAUGUAGAGGCAGGUCACAGAGAAAUAAUGAAGUACUUCCAAAAUAUAACUGGCAAUCGAGCACUCAUGUUUAAGAUCUUCGGAGUGUUAAUAUUUUUCUUUAUAUUUUUUGUUGUAUUUAUGGCAUAGAAUCCACUUAAACACAUU